UAGUCCUUCGAUAAAUUAGGAAAGUAGACAUGUCGUGGGGGAAUCGGAUAAGAGGCAAUCCUCAAAGUGUUCAAAAGCUCCUUGAUGAAAAUGCACAACUUAUUCAGGCUAUAGUGGAUUACCAAAACAAGGGAAAAGCUGCUGAAUGUAUUCAAUACCAACAACUUCUUCACAAAAAUCUCAUGUAUUUGGCCAGCCUGGCUGAUUCAACUCAGAAUAUUCAAGCUAUGAUUCCACCUGCUCCAACACCAACUGGGGUACCUAGUACCACGCCUGUCUCAGGUACAAUGGGUGUACCAAGUGGCAAUGUACCUGUCAAUAUACAGGACCGAAAGAUACUGCCAGGAACAUCUAUGGAUCAAGGUUCAACAGCGAUACACAACAUGACAUCACAAGUUAUCUCGUCAGCUGGAUCACCAAUGACAAGUACCAUGCACACGGCUCCACAGUCAAUGACCACUGUGCAAGUUGAUGGCACUGGUAACACGCCAACACCAUAUGGUGGGAAUGCUAGUAUGAGCCCUUCAGCGUUGGAUAACAGUACAACAACUGCAACAGGUUACCCAAGUAAUGUACCCAAUCAAAUGAUAGCACCAAGUAUGGGUGCCACAAAUUCGUCAAUACCAGGACAGCAGCAAAAUUACAUGCCGAACAUGCAUGCAACUCGUUUGCAGCAACAAGGACAACAGUUUAUGAUGCAGCAAGGUGUUGCAAUGGGUUACAACAGACCCCCUGUACAGAUGCAUUCGUCCCAACAAGGCCAUCCACAGCAACCAAUAAACCAACCUUAUAUCGGAAAUCAAGGACUCUCGGGCCAAUCACCCCAUGGCAUGGCACCCUACCAGCAGGGAGCACCAUCCUAUGACCCAUACCCUAUUCCACCACAUAUGAAUGCUGGAUAUAAUAACCCAUAUGUACCACAGUAGACAUGUAUAUAUAAAUAGGUUACCAUAUUUAGUUACCACAUAGACUGUUGACAGUCUUUAUUAGUUGUAUAAUUGUAUAUAAAGGGUAAUGGAUUAUUGC
Molecule: messenger RNA, 1026 nt
Organism: Dendronephthya gigantea
Lineage: Eukaryota; Metazoa; Cnidaria; Anthozoa; Malacalcyonacea; Nephtheidae
Product: protein SSXT-like
Exons: 6
Coding region: 30-926 (298 amino acids)
Biological process (GO): positive regulation of transcription by RNA polymerase II
Cellular component (GO): nucleus
Molecular function (GO): transcription coactivator activity
Source: RefSeq, a predicted model, not a curated record